CUGGACAAGUCAAUAUCAAUGGCACAGAAUUAAAAGGAAGUCUCCUGACAUUUUCUGCUGGUAGUUGUGCUCUAGUAGGGUACAGAAGGACAGUUUUAAAGGAAGUAUGCAAGAAUAAUGCAACAUGUGUUAAAAAUGGAACAAAACCAGAAGACAUCUACUGCUGUUGUCAACCAGGAUUUAAAGGAGAAAGAUGUGAAACAGAAAUCAAUGAGUGUGAAAGUGAUCCUUGCCAGAACAAUGGGACUUGUGAAGAAUUUGUUGAUGCAUUUGAGUGUAAAUGCCAGCCAGGCUUUAGUGGAAUGAACUGUGAGAUCCCACCUCCAUGUCUAAGUGAACCAUGUCAAAACAAUGGUACAUGCAGGGAAAAUAGUUCAUCAUUUUCAUGUGUAUGUCUUGAUGGCUUUACUGGCACUUUUUGCGAAAUCAAAAGCAUUGAUGUAUGUGAUGACAAUAUUUGUGAGAACAACUCAACAUGUAAAACGUCCAAUGUAAUAGAUGAAUAUCUAUGUGAAUGUAUGGAUGGGUUCAAUGGAACUUAUUGUGAAUAUAAAAUUCCAAAGGAUCCAUGUGAACCAGAUCCCUGUCUUGAGACUGCUUUGUGUUUGUCCAAUGGAACAAACUUUAAAUGUAAAUGCCUUGAAAACUACUUUGGAGCUAACUGUUCUGUUAUGUGUGAGCCCCAUGAUGACUGCGAAGGACAUUACACAUGUGCU
Messenger RNA from Owenia fusiformis, 716 nucleotides. The record is from the annotation of a GenBank genome assembly. NCBI's taxonomy places the organism in Eukaryota, Metazoa, Annelida, Polychaeta, Sabellida, Oweniidae.